Cladophialophora psammophila CBS 110553 is the source of this 1437-nucleotide messenger RNA. RefSeq lists its product as uncharacterized. The transcript has a single exon. Bases 1 to 1437 code for a protein of 478 amino acids. Gene Ontology annotation, molecular function: coenzyme A diphosphatase activity. The record is from RefSeq and is a predicted model, not a curated record. NCBI's taxonomy places the organism in Eukaryota, Fungi, Ascomycota, Eurotiomycetes, Chaetothyriales, Herpotrichiellaceae.
AUGUCAGAAGACUCAAGAGCCAUCAUAAAAGCCCUCGAGAAAGUCCUGAUCCGACUCAGCGAGAAUCCCUACCCGCAUGUCGCCAAUCCUCCCAAUACCUCUCAAAAACGAGCCAGUGUCGCUGCCAUUAUCCGCGUCCGACCUGCCUACAAGCCCGUCCCUGCAAAUGUCAACGGUUCCCUCGUAGCGGUUGACAAGCCAUCUCCUCCCUCACCCCCAUCUACCAUCAGCGAGUUCUUUGCGCAAGAAUGGGUCCAAGAAGGAGACCCGGAGUUGCUCUUCAUCAAGCGUGCUGGCCGCGCUGGUGAUAGGUGGUCUGGACACGUUGCAUUACCCGGCGGCAAACGAGAUCCCGAGGACGCGGACGACUUUGCUGCUGCGGUCCGUGAGACGAGAGAAGAGAUAGGCUUGGAUCUGGACACAGCGGAUUGUCUGCCCGCAGGCAAUCUUCCCGAACGACUGGUCACCACCUCGUGGGGAAAAGAUGUUCUCAUGGUGCUGUGUCCCUACAUAUUCCUCCUGACGGGCAAGGUCGUCCCUCCUGUCCAGCCACAACCUACAGAAGUCGCCUCAGUCCACUGGGUCUCUCUCCGCGCCCUGCUCACCCCAACUCUACGAACAAGAGAAUCAGUGGAUAUAUCCUCUCGAAUGGCCAAGCACGUUGGUCCCGCAAUCCAUAGACUGAUCCGUUGGACAAUGGGCAAGAUGAUGUUCAGUGCUGUCCGCCUUCUCCCCACAGAAUCCGUUUAUGCCAGCUCAAUACCAGGCUUCAUACCCACAGAGGGUGGAGACAAUCUUUCCAGCCUAUCUGGAUGGGCUCAAGCACCGUUCGGCAUUCCCUCCUCAGCAUCCAUUCACCACUCUCUCCUAACUUUCCAACAUCCACUCAUCCUCUGGGGUCUUACACUCGGCGUGCUGGCGGACCUUCUCGAUCAACUUCCACCCUACAACGCUGUAGCGCUCUGGAAAUAUCCCACCUUCACAGUCCCUGAUCUCCGCCUGCUUGUGUAUAUUAUGACCCGCUCGUUUAGGAAGAAUACUGCAGAAACCUUCUCGUCGGGAUCUUGGCCGAGUCGACUCCAUCGACGGCCAAGCCAAACCGCCAUAGACGGCGCAAGCGAAGCCAUAGCCAUUCCCGUGGCCGAACCUGGACCUGCUAUGGGCCCUGAGUCGGCAUCCGCGCCCGUGCCUGCAGCUACAAAAGCGCAUUCCACCCGUUCCGCCAAGCGAUCAUCUUUCAAUAAGCACAGUGUCGGAAUCGGUGGGCUAGGUGUGGGUAAAGACCCACACCACGCCGUGGGUAAGUUAUUGUAUGGCUAUUAUGACAGGGUAAAUUGGGCGAUCGCCUUGUUUUUGGCCUACAGAACGGCGCUUACGGUGAGUGUGGCGUGGUGGAUGGUCAGAUGGUGGAGGAAACAAAGGGCCGCAGCUGCUUAA